Messenger RNA from Ruditapes philippinarum (Manila clam), 4525 nucleotides. Its product is annotated as cytochrome P450 2C31-like. Lineage: Eukaryota; Metazoa; Mollusca; Bivalvia; Venerida; Veneridae. The transcript has a single exon. The coding region runs from base 2182 to 3621 and encodes 479 amino acids. Gene Ontology annotation, molecular function: monooxygenase activity; oxidoreductase activity, acting on paired donors, with incorporation or reduction of molecular oxygen; iron ion binding. The record is from RefSeq and is a predicted model, not a curated record.
UACAGAUAACCCAUGUUUUCCGGACAAGAACAAUGUUAUAUUGCCGGACAUGACCAAUCCAUCAGGUUACAUCUCCUGUAACCAUGGAAAUGAAUUAAGAUUCACGUGCGACCAGAAUAUGGCAUUUGACCCGAAGACCAGUAAAUGUGUGAAAAGCGCAACAGUUUUGGCAUAAACAUUUUUGACUGUAAACAUAGUUAGAUCCACAAAAUGAAAAUCUGAGGUUCGGAGCCAUUAGCAAGAAAACCUUACAAAAGUUUGGACAUCCAGGUUUCUAUACAGAAUGUUUCAGCAUACUUACAAAAACAUAUUAAAAGUUUCAAUUCUUUUUUAAAUAUGAUAGGAAACCUUGGGAAAAUUUUGUAUGUAAACGAUCGUUCGGAUGAGCUACCCAAAUAUCUAAACAAUACAUAUACAUGUACUGAGCUAAGUAGAUUAAAAAGGGUAUUUUGCUUAAUUUUGAAGGAUUAUUUCUGUUGCUAAAAAUCGAUUAUUUUGUAUUAUUCUCAUAUUUUAGAGACAUGAAAAUAAAAAUAUGUUACGCAGAAUCACUUAAUUUGGCUUCUAUAUUUUUGUUAGUCAGCAUGAGUUGUACACCUGGGUUUUUCACAGUAUUUGUAGAGUUAUACACCUUGAUUUACUUCAACAUGUAUUGUGUGUAGCCCAAAAGGUAUUUGACCCAGAAUCUUGAAACUUAACAGAAAUGUUGGCCAGCGUGUGAAGUUGUGUACCUGGGAGUUUGCAUGUGGACUAACUUAGUUUUGUCAGAUUAUUGCCCUUGAAUUUCAAUUUUCAACUUGUGUCGCCAGUAGCGCACACGAUGUUUAACUUACAUUCAUGAAUUGUUACACUAUUAAGCACUAUUAAGUGUUGAGAAUUGAGUACCGCUAAAGCCGGUGCUAGGGGGCGUGAGGGAUGUUGCACGUAUUCAUUAUCACCUCAUGUACAGACUCAAUCAAACCGAGUCUGCAAUUCUCUUGUAAUUUUGUUGUGAUUAAUGCUUACGAGGGAUCACUUGUUUCCAGAAUUUUUUACAGAAAUAUUGGUCAGCAAUAGUUAUUGUCCACCAUAUUUAAUAACGAAAUUCGUAACUCAAGUCUUAAAUAAACACGACACCUUUUGAGGUGAAGAAACUAUAGAUGAGUGCAAAAUACUUGAUAAGUGAUUUACUUUAUUCAUUAUUUAUGGAUUUAAACCACUUCCUGUCGUCAAGAACGCGUAUAUUAGUAUUUGGCAAGUACGUGACUCAUGUGAAGAAAAUGAAUAUUUUCCUGUCUACUUAUUUUAAUAGUUAUUUCGUCGUUGCAUUCACUAUAUAACAAAAUAAACUAAAUACUAUUUAAAGAAAUGAUUCAAACGUUACGCUACAUUUUCUCUACAUGUUUUGUUAAGAGCUCGCGCAUUCAUUGAAUAGCAAAAUUUAUUCAUUAAUAAAAAGACACACACAAAAAAUAACGACCUGUCAUGCAUGACGACCUUAGAAUAUGGCCAAUGGACCUUUCCUGUGUUUACAGUUUUAUGUAAAUUGGCUAACUUGUUAUCCAAUCGCUACACUGAGAUAAUACAUAGUCACUGGUUGACCUGGUUUGCACAAAAGAACACGUGCUUAUGUUUGUGAUACUGUUUGUGAGCAGUUGACCUAGCAAUGAAUGGAAAAGGUGUGGCUAAAUGUUCCGCCUACGAAAAUCUGGAAAGAUCCAUAGUGAUAUCGGAUGUCAAGUCACUUAUGUUGACAGUACAUUGUUAAAUGGUAUUUCAUAUUGUUAAAAUUGCAUGAAAUAAAUUACUCUAAGGUUGGAUAUAAAAGGACACCUAAAAUAUGUAAAUAAAUAUACGAUACAACGUUAGUGUGAAAGAUCAAUUUACAUUUUUGGGAUUAGCAUAUCAGUGCAGUUAGGUAUUAUUAAAACCACUCAAGUAAAACAUUUCUGAAUUGAUUGGUGACUGUAGUAAAAUCAUAAAUUGAUAAACGAAGUUCAGUCGUGUAUGGUUAACGAGUGAAGAAUAUAUAAACACCAAAAUAUAGAUGUAAAAUAAAAGUCAGAAAUCUUGAAAAGGGCAGCAAAUGAACAAGUGCGCUAAACACUUAGUAUAUAACAAUAUACAUUAAAGAUGGAAGGAGUUGCGACGUUAUUAUUGACUGUUCUUGUUUCGAUAUAGUUAUGGAAAAUAGUUCGAUGGAUGAAGGAAGACCUUUCAAAUAUUCCUGGUCCGAAAGGAAUACCAUUCUUAGGAUCAGUGUUGUCAAUAAAUCCUGCGAAAAUGCAUCUCAGUUUUUGCGAGUGGGCACUUAAAUAUGGAAGGAUUUUUAAGGUUAAAAUAUUCGGUAACACUGUAGUUGUUUUGAAUGAUUUCGAUUUAGUAAGAAAAGUUUUCGCGGAUAAAGAACAGAUAGAGGUUUUUAAUGAUCGGCCAGAGAUGUUUGUCGGAAAGUUUGCCUUAUACGAGACAUCGGAUGUCAUUCUGUAUUUGGAUAAUAAUAAGAAAUUCAUGAUGCUGAAACGGAUUCUUCAAAAAUGUCUAAAACGUCAAAGUCAAACAUACAGUUUUCGUCUUAGUUUUGAAAAAGAACUAGAAAGACUAAAAGAUCAUCUCAAUCAUCUGGAUGGAAAAGAAAUUGAAAUUAAUCCCUUGAUUCGACAUUCAUUAGCAAAUGUUAUUUCAAUUUUGAUGUCAGGGGAAGGUUUGACAAAUGAAGAGAGCAAGCGUAUAUGGGAAUUUAACGACAACGUUUUAUACUUACUAGAAACUUCAGUUAAUCUUAUACUUUCAACUUUCCCUUUCAUGAGAUUUCUUCCCGGAAGGCUUGGAACUGUUUUCAGCGAAAUGAUGUCAUCAAGAGAUUGGGUAAUUGACAAGUAUUUUGAGCAAUGUAAACUAAACUGUAAAUUAAACAGUGAAAAGGGUCUCGUAUAUGCCUUACUAGCAGAACAAGAAAACAUUAACAAUGAGCAAGGAGUCGAAGUGAUCACUGACGAAAACAUUAAAGGAAUUAUUCUAGAUUUAGUUGUUGCUGCAAUGAAGACGACGAACUCAGCUGUUGCUGCAUGUUUCCUACUUUUAUUAAAACACCCUAAACAUGUUGCUACGAUACAAAAUGAAAUUGACGAAAUUGUUGGCCAAGAUCGUGUACCCGACGAAGAAGACCAAUCCAAUAUGCCUUUUUGCAGAGCGUUUAUUUACGAAGUGUUAAGAUACAUCUCCCAUGGCACUCUUGGUCUUCCACAUCUAGCUACAACAGAUUAUAAGUUGGAAGGUUACACCUUCAGUAAAAAUGAUAUAAUCCUAUCAAACAUAUGGUUUAUACACCAUGAUCCAGAGUUCUGGGACAAACCCUGGGAAUUCCACCCGCAAAGAUUUUUAGAUGAAACUGGCAAUCUUGUUCCUGCUGACCAUGAUAACAUGAGAAGAAUUGCCACAUUCUCUGUUGGGCGGCGGGUGUGUAUUGGCAAGGACAUUGCUUUAACUAGGAUUUUUCUUUACAUGACGAGCAUUCUUCAACAAUUUUCUCCACUGCCGUCAGAGAAAAGUUGUUUACCUGAUGCCGAUCCUCACCAAUAUAAUCCGGGUCUUGUUCUUGAGCCAAACUAUUUUUCAUGCAGGCUUAUCAAGAGAAAAUGAAAUCUGGCGGAAAUAAACCUUGCAAUAUUCGCUCAAAGCUAUUAAGCGGAAAAUAAUAAUAAAUAAAGAAUGAUAGGUUUACAAUGAGAGAAAAAUAUAUACAAUGUAUUUUCGAAUGAUUGUCGUACUUGAUUAAGCUUCGUUUAAUUAUAAUGAUGUGCAGAAAGGUUAUAUAGCUGCUAGUAAGAUUUUUUUUACGGAAAUUCCGUAAUAUAUCUACUGUUUUUAUAAACAAUAUAUAAAUCGGCGAACUCGUUUAUAAAACUAGUAAAUGAUUUGAUAUGGAAUGUAUCGUCAGCAUCUUUAUAAUAUUUGAGCCGCGUCACGACAAAACCAACAUAGUGGGUUUGCGACCAGCAUGGAUCCAGACCAGCCUGCGCAUCCGCGCAGUCUGAUCAGGAUCCAUGCUGUUCGCUUACAAACCCUAUAACAAGUAGAGAAACUGAUAGCGAACAACAUGGAUCCUGAUCAGACUGCACGGAUGCGCAGGCUGGUCUGGAUCCAUGCUGGUCGCUAAACCAUUAUGUUGGUUUUGUCGUGACGCGGCUCAUUUAUAUGUUUUUAAACAUUUAACUGUACAAUACGAGAAUAUAUCUGGACGAGUUCAAAGCUGGAGAAACAAUAUCAGACGAGUCCAAAUAUAUUUCAGUAUUGUACUUGUUUAAUAAAAAAAUACCUUGUUUAUUCUAUAUCCAAAUUAAAGAAAAUGCGGCUUGAUUUUGUUAUGGUUUGAAAUUGCAAAAGACGGUUGCAACUCUUAACAGUAAAACUGGAACGAAUUAUUUUGUCGGUAACGGCGUUGACGUUACAUUGAAAAUGCCAGAGUGGUAUUGGAGAACCACAACAAAUACAGUAUUCCGGUAGGCCUAUAUACCGGGCAAGGCGCUUGAAUGAUAUUAAUGCU